Molecule: messenger RNA, 1560 nt
Organism: Tarenaya hassleriana
Lineage: Eukaryota; Viridiplantae; Streptophyta; Magnoliopsida; Brassicales; Cleomaceae
Product: GTP-binding protein At3g49725, chloroplastic
Exons: 13
Cellular component (GO): cytoplasm
Molecular function (GO): GTP binding; ribosome binding
Source: RefSeq, a predicted model, not a curated record
UUAAGCCUGAGCUAAAACCCUAACGAUCAAGCCUGCACCUUGAGAUUCUUGAAAAAUCCAGAAGAACAACCUUCGUCAUUCUUCUUCUUCAAUCGACGCAGAGUGCCCGAACGACGCCGUUUAGGUGAUUUCAAGAUGCUCAGAUCACUGUCUCUCGCGCGGAACCGUGUCGGCUUCAUCACCAAUUCCACAAACCCGAUCACCCAAUUACCAAAAUGGUCUUCUCCUUCUUCUUCUUCUUCUUCGCCAUUUUCGUCUUCCAAGUCCCAUUCUAAGGGGAACGAUGAAGAAGGCGCACGAAGCGACGCCGUUUCGUUGUUCAACAGAGACCCAACGAGCCCGCCUAGGCUCUUCCUUGUCCAGCCUCGUCUGGUUCCACCUAAUUUCCUGCAGGCAAAGCUGAACGAAGCACUUUGCCUCGCGAAUUCUCUUGAAGAACAGCGAGAUGGGUACUUCGACUCUGAUUUCUUCGACAAGGAAUUGCCUCCUCAUGCUCUUGUCCAAAACCCAGCUCUUAAAUCGUCUAAACCCCGCGCAGAUACGUACUUCGGUCCUGGGACAGUAGAGAACAUCAAAUGCCAUCUAAAUGCAGCCGACUCAGAGGAAGAAGUUGAUGCUGUUUUCGUUAACGCCAUUUUGACCGGAAUUCAGCAGAGGAAUUUGGAGCGAGCAUGGGGAAGACCUGUAUUAGACCGUGUCGGUCUUAUUAUCGAAAUAUUUAAUGCUCAUGCACAUACAAAAGAAGCUAAGCUCCAGGCAGAGUUAGCCGCUCUGAUGUACAAAAGCAGCAGACUGGUUCGAGUUCGUGGUCCCGAUGGACGGCAGACUUUUGGACAAUUUGGUGAAGCUGAAGUUGUCAGUGCCAGAGGGAGAGGAUCUGGGGGACGUGGUUUCAUUAGUGGUGCUGGAGAAACCGAGCUUCAACUUCAAAGGAGAAGAAUAAUGGAACGGAGGAAGAAUUUGCUGUCCCAAAUUGAAGAGGUCAGACGUACACGAGCAUUGCAGCGUGCUGCUCGUAAGAGACGAGGCAGAAUAGAGGGUCAAGAUUUAGCUACUGUUGCGGUUGUCGGUUACACAAAUGCUGGAAAAUCGACUUUGAUAAGCUCAUUAACAGACACUGCUCUCUACUGCAAUGAACGAUUGUUUGCCACAUUAGAUCCUAGACUAAAGAGUGUUGCUCUUCCUUCCGGAAGGAAAGUGCUUCUUAGUGACACCGUGGGAUUCAUAUCAGAUCUACCUGUGCAGCUGGUGAAAGCAUUUCAAUCUACCCUGGAGGAAGUUGUAGAAGCUGAUCUCCUUCUGCAUGUAGUUGAUUCCACGGCCCCAAAUCUCGAGGAGCAUCGUUCAACGGUAUUUCAAGUCCUUCAUCAGAUUGGAGUACCUGAAGAUAAGCUUCAAGAUAUGAUAGAAGUCUGGAACAAGAUUGACUAUGAAGAAGAGGAAAUGGACAGCAAUGUGUACCUAGAAGAGGGUGAAGGUGAAGAAGCAGAGACAAUCAGUGUAUCAGAAGGUGAAGAUAAGGUAGAGGUAUCGGCCCAGAACACGAACCAGGAUGAUGAU